Messenger RNA from Syngnathoides biaculeatus (alligator pipefish), 5086 nucleotides. It is a transcript of the gene gria1a, whose product is annotated as glutamate receptor, ionotropic, AMPA 1a. Gene Ontology annotation, cellular component: plasma membrane; dendritic spine; AMPA glutamate receptor complex. Bases 2 to 2764 code for a protein of 920 amino acids. Gene Ontology annotation, biological process: monoatomic ion transport; synaptic transmission, glutamatergic; modulation of chemical synaptic transmission. The transcript is spliced from 16 exons. The record is from RefSeq and is a predicted model, not a curated record. Gene Ontology annotation, molecular function: transmitter-gated monoatomic ion channel activity involved in regulation of postsynaptic membrane potential; AMPA glutamate receptor activity. Lineage: Eukaryota; Metazoa; Chordata; Actinopteri; Syngnathiformes; Syngnathidae.
UAUGCAGCGAAGCUUCACUUUCCUCUUCACCAGUUUACUGGGGAUGUGCUUGGGUUCCAGCGCAACUUUCCCAAGUAACAUCAACAUAGGAGGAUUGUUCCCUACCGAGUCCCAUGAAUAUGAAGUGUUUCGCUUCGCCCUCUCACACCACCAGGACAUCCCCAAACUGGUGCCGCAGGUCGAUAUGGUCAAGAUGGGAAACAGUUUUUCCAUGACAUACGCCUUCUGCUCCCAGUUCUCCAAGGGCGUGUACGCCAUCAUCGGCUUGUAUGACAGGAAGACGGUCAACAUGCUCAUGUCCUUCUGCGGCGCUCUGCACGUCUGCUUCGUUACGCCUUCCUUCCCGGUUGAGACGGCGAACCAAUUUGUCAUCCAGCUAAGGCCCGAGCUGCAGGACGCUCUCGUGGGUGUGAUCGAGUACUAUGGCUGGAAAAAGUUUGUCUACAUGUACAGUUCGGACUCUGGGCUGUCCGUACUCCAGAAAGUUCUGGACACAGCAGCAGAAAGGAACUGGCUGGUGACCUCGGUCAAUGUGGAGACCAUGACGGAAGCGUCUUUCCUGAAAGUAUUCCAGGACUUGGACAAGAGGAAGGAAGGGCAGAUUAUCAUUGAUUGUGAGACAGAGAGGCUCACGGGCAUCCUUAAAAAGAUCGUUGAGCAAGGGAAGAAUGCAAAGAGUUACCACUACAUCUUGGCUAACCUGGGUUUCCUGGACAUCGACCUGACAGACCUGCGGAAGGGUGGAGCGAAUAUUACCGGCUUCCAGCUCGUCAACAACUCAGAGCCCAGCGUUAGCAGAGUCGUCCAGCAAUGGAUGGAAUUUGACAACAAAGAUUCCAAAAUGCCCAAGAGUGGACUCAAAUACACUGGAGCUUUGACAUACGACGGUGUAAAAGUCAUGUCAACAGCGUUCCAGAAUUUGAGGAGACAAAGGAUAGACAUCUCGCGGAGGGGCAACGCGGGGGAAUGUCUUGCCAACCCACCAACUCCAUGGGGUCAGGGCAUAGACAUCCAAAGAGCCUUGCAGCAGGUACGUAUAGAUGGACUGACUGGUCACAUUCAAUUCAAUGAGAAAGGCCGCAGAACCAACUACACAGUUAGUGUCAUGGAACUUGCUCCAUCAGGACCUAAAAAGGUUGGCUACUGGAAUGAAGAUGAGAAGUAUGUGACCACUGCAAGCUUCAUGAGAGGCAGCAAUGACACCUAUGGCCUUCAGAACCGAACUUACAUUGUCACUACUAUCUUGGAAUCACCAUAUGUGAUGCUUAAGAAGAAUCAUGAGCAGCUUGUUGGGAACGAUAAGUACGAAGGCUACAUCGUCGAGCUGGCUGCAGAGAUAGCCAAACAUGUCGGCUACCAGUACAAACUGAAAAUUGUUUCAGAUGGCAAAUACGGAGCCAGAGACCCUGAUACCAAAAUGUGGAAUGGCAUGGUUGGAGAACUUGUGUAUGGGAAAGCAGACGUGGCUGUGGCUCCUCUGACCAUCACCCUCGUCCGCGAGGAGGUUAUCGACUUCUCAAAGCCCUUCAUGUCACUGGGUAUUUCCAUCAUGAUCAAGAAACCUACCAAAUCCAAACCCGGAGUGUUCUCCUUCCUGGACCCCCUUGCUUACGAGAUCUGGAUGUGCAUUGUGUUUGCGUACAUCGGCGUCAGCGUCGUACUGUUCCUCGUCAGCCGCUUCAGCCCAUACGAGUGGCAUGCAGACGACUACGAGGAAGGAGGCGAGCCACAGAGCCCCACUCAGGCGUCGGCCUCCAAUGGAUUGCAGCAGGGCCAGACAACCAACCAGCAGAACAUAAACCAGCAAAGUCUGGAGCAGACCAAUGAGUUUGGCAUCUUCAACUCGCUGUGGUUCUCACUGGGGGCCUUCAUGCAGCAGGGAUGUGAUAUCUCACCACGCUCUUUGUCUGGCCGCAUUGUCGGUGGCGUCUGGUGGUUCUUCACCCUCAUCAUUAUCUCAUCCUAUACUGCCAACUUGGCAGCGUUCCUGACAGUGGAGAGGAUGGUGUCUCCAAUAGAAAGUGCCGAAGAUUUGGCCAAGCAGACAGAGAUUGCCUAUGGAACACUCGAUGCUGGCUCAACAAAAGAGUUUUUUCGGAGAUCUAAAAUCGCUGUGUUUGAGAAGAUGUGGUCCUACAUGAAGGCAGCCGACCCGUCCGUGUUCGUCAAGACCACUGACGAGGGAGUCAUAAGAGUUCGUAAAUCCAAGGGAAAGUACGCUUACCUGCUGGAAUCCACAAUGAAUGAGUACAUAGAGCAGAGGAAACCCUGUGACACGAUGAAAGUAGGAGGGAAUCUGGACUCUAAAGGGUAUGGCAUUGCCACUCCCAAGGGAUCCCCACUCAGAAACCCUGUAAACCUGGCAGUGUUAAAACUGAACGAGCAGGGCCUCUUGGACAAAUUGAAAAACAAGUGGUGGUACGACAAGGGAGAGUGCGGCAGCGGGGGCGGGGACUCCAAGGACAAGACAAGUGCUCUGAGCCUGAGCAACGUGGCCGGAGUCUUCUACAUCCUGAUCGGUGGCCUGGGCCUGGCCAUGCUUGUGGCGCUGGUGGAGUUCUGCUACAAAUCCAGGACAGAGUCACGCCGAAUGAAGCAAUCCAUUAACGACGCCAUGCGCUGCUCCACCCUGACCAGGAUGAGCGGUAACGGGAGCGGAGGAGAGAAUGGACGCCUCCUCACCCAUGACUUCCCCAAGACCAUUCAAACACUGCCAUGCAUGAGCCACACUGCCAGCAUGGGACUGGGUGCCUCAGGAAUGUGAUCAUAUGACUUUGGGAGAGGAAGUGGUGGCAGAAACAAGGCAGGGUGGAACAGGAGGAGCACGAGACUCUGAUGACCUCCCCAAAAAUACUCUGGCUCUGUGGUUUGACCCAUCGAUUCUUCUGGCUGUGCCCGACUGCAACAAGACUUAACUUACUGCCAAAAUGCACUCUUCAAAUGCUUCUUACAAGCUACAGAGACUCGUGACAUUUUUAAUACAGUAUGUGGAUAUUUGAAAAAAAAUAAAAACAAAAAAAGAACACAGGAUGUGUGCUGCAAUAAAGUAUUCGGAUUUGUUUUUGCAAUUUUUUUUACCGUGUUCUUUUCUGUUGGGCAAAAAAUAAAAAAUAAAAACUUUAUUCUUAAGCGUGCCAUCUGCGCUGUGCCAUUGCAACGAAGUUGUUGACGUUAGUCUGCGUGUGCAAUAUUUUCAUCUCAACUGCUGACCCUGUACUUCCUAGAUGCUUUGUGGUUGCUGGGGGUGUCUUUGCACUGAUGUGGCGAUGAAGUUAAACUCUUGUGACUAAUACAAAUAUUUUCUUUUGUGUUUCGGGGACAUGCCUGCACGCUUUCACACUUCUGUUUAUAUGUUGAGAGGACCAAGUGUUCUGUGUAGCAUAGGCAGUUUUAAGUUUUUGGUUUGCACUGAUGUAAUGUAAAGAGUUUGGCUGAGUUGUUUCACUCAAGAUUAAAGGCCGAUGCUGUUUGACAGUGCUUUUCAAGGCUACAAAAAAAAAAAAACAUGCAUUGCUGCUACACCUCAUAAAACACAUCAUGCCUUGUUUUUGUGCCACAGCACCAUGAUUUGUACGCACAAAAAUGUUCUGCGUUAUUCGGAAACAGACCUUGUUGAGAUCGAAAAGGCACACCAACGCAGUAUAGUGACUAUAGUGACCUUCCAUUCUGCUGCUGUGAGAGUUUCAGUGUACAGCACUGCUAUAUUCUGUUAUGUAUUUCAAGUACAUGCAGAAAUCUACUGACAAACGAGUUCCUGAAAUGAGAGGUGGAGCACUUGCUCGUCUUCGUUUCAACAACUCAUGUGAAUUAAUUUUCAAUAUGUUCAAUUUUAAUGAAUUGGGUCAGUGAUGCUAUUCACAAACAAGAGUGACUCACCAACAAAUAGCACACUUUUAAACACUUUAAUGAGCCGUACAGCAACGGUGAAGUACUUCCAUUAUCUUUUUUUUUUGUGUGUGUGAAUAUUCCAAUCCUAUAAAGGUUUAUUGUUUUAGUACAGUUUGAAAGCAAAUUAACAGACAAAAUAUUAUACUUGAGUAUGGUUCAAGCUAAUUAACUGAAAAUAAAAUUUUCUUCCCUUUUGCAGUGCUUUUCAGGCUCAUCCACUGUGAUUAGCAAUUAUCAUAUCAAAAGAUCCCAUCCCAGUUUCAACACCGCUCAUCCUGGUUAGGGCCCAUCUGACUUCAGGCGAGCAUAUCAAAAGAUUUUUUUACAAAAUAAUGACUUCAACAGCCUUAAAAUAUUUGUUGUUUGUAAAAUUAACUAGCCCAAUUGACAUACAGACUGAAUGAUGGCGAUGGGUUAAAUAGUGACAAAUUAACAGUAAACUGAUGACUAUAAAUUGUCCGUAUGAAUGCGAAUGGCAGUUUAUAUGUGCCAUGCGAUUGGCUGGCAACCAGUUCAGGGUGUGUAACCCGCCUCUCAGCAGGGCUUGGGGCCAGGACACCCAUGACCUUAGGGGGGAGAAGUACAUUAGAGAAUGGAUGGCUGCAUGUCCAUAAAUGAGAUCAUUUUGGCUCAUGUGAAGUAGAAAUUACCAAGGCAGGUGACACAUUCUAUAUGCAGUGUAUUACAGUCACAAAUGGUAUUUUUUAAUUUUUUUAUUUUUAGCUGGCAGAAUUAAUAUUUAACUAUUGUCCACUCCCCUUAUUGCAUGUCCUCUCUCCACUUGAACAGUUACUGCAGUAGAAUGUCAGACAAUGAAAGCAAAGGCGUGUACAUAAAAACAUGUAGUGACAUUUACAUUUUUCACAAUCACUGGAACGCAGUGCAGCUUGCAAAUUGUUCAUACCUAAAGAUGUGAUUUUACCUGAAGGUGACUAGAGGGUUGUGGCUACAUGUGUUAUCAGAUGUCUGCUACCCCAUAUUUACAGUACCGCUGACUUAUACCAUCGUAUUUUCCAAGAAGAUCUCUCUUGUUUUACGUUUCCUUUCUGCUUGAAAAACUGUGGUACCAAAUUGAAUACUUAACAUCUUAAAUUGCUUCCUCUUCACGAUAGUAGGCGGUUUACCAAAAUCAUACAUAUCAGCACCUAUUUUGUAUAUAAAAGCGAUUUCCUCUCUCAAACGUUGGUUUUUACAGUCG